Messenger RNA from Harmonia axyridis, 4636 nucleotides. RefSeq lists its product as uncharacterized. Lineage: Eukaryota; Metazoa; Arthropoda; Insecta; Coleoptera; Coccinellidae. Gene Ontology annotation, molecular function: zinc ion binding; nucleic acid binding. Bases 1087 to 4275 code for a protein of 1062 amino acids. The record is from RefSeq and is a predicted model, not a curated record. The transcript has 2 exons.
GAUACUGCUACCUAUUGUUUCAUUGUACAAUCACUGCAGCUAAUAUAGUGAUAUCAUACCGCCUUCAUAUAAUAGGGUAUUGUUCACUGCUACUAUUUACUGAUCAUCGUUUGAAUAAAGAAAGAUUUGUUAUUUUUUCCCUUACACACUAUUAUCCUGAGCAACUUUAUUCCAGGCUGAAACAAGGUAGGGAUAUAAAAGUCAUAAGGACUUGGAGAUAUUUACUUGUGAUUUUAUUUGCUUUUGAACCAUAAUAGCUGAUUUCUGAUAAAUAAAGUUGACUUGUUUUUAUUAUUGCUGCAACAGUGAAUAUAAGUUUUUGUUGCUGUGUGUUCCUUAUUUCUGAAUUUACUGAUUGCCUGAAACAUUUUUAUUUUGUGUUGAAUUGCUGAAGAAUUUUUGAAACAAGUGAUUAUCGUUACUGAUUUGAAUAAAGACUUGCAUUGAUUUUCUUUGUCUGAUAUUCCGGGAUUGCUGAAUUGUUGUUGAUUUAUUUGAAAUAUAUUUUGACUGUGAAUAAAAUUGACAAUUUGUUAUUAUCUGAUUGCUAGAACUGUCAACUGUGUUUGACAGUGGACAUUAUUUGAACUACUAGGUUAACCCUACUUUUCGUUUCUGGGUUUUGAAUUAUUUUCUUGCUGAAAUUGUCAACUGCGUUUGACAUUGAAUAUUUUGUUGAACUACUCAGCUAACCCUACUUUGUUCUUCUGGGUUUAUGAGUUAGUUUCUUCUGGAAAUUGUCAACUGUCUGACAUUGAAAAAUUUUUUGAGAAUCAUAAUAAAUUUAAACCAACUUGUUUUCUGAAAGUUUUCUCAUUUUUGAUUUUCUUUGACUGUAUCAAACAAUAAUUCAAACUUGAAUAGAUUCUGUUGUCAACUUGUAAUUUUUCAGCAUUGUUGUCUAUUAGUGUUAUUUUUGUGCGAGGGAUAAGGGAAAAAUAAGGACUGUUACCGGGAAUAGUGAAGUUGGGGAAAGUGUUCGGACUUCAACGGUUAAUAAGAAGAGGACAGUGUCGAAUAACUUCGAUAGAUUUCAAAUCGAUUGUUAGAGUUUGGACUUCAACGAUUCAAUCACUUAACCUCAACAUGGAUGUGAAUCGACUAUUGAAUGAUGAGCUGACUUAUGAGUUACAGCUGAGAGGACAAGUAAUAAUACCCAGCACAGUAAUGCUAAAGAGAAGUUUAUUACGACAGGUAUUGAAAUUGAAUUUGCCUCUACAGCCGACAGGAAUGAACUCGACACUGGACAUUGAGUCAUGUCAGAACAAACUCACCGACUUGCUGGAAGCCAUUCAACACUUUGACACUGAGAACACCACGAAGGAAUAUACUCGGAUUUCAACAAGAUUAAUACACAUUCAGAGAAGACUGAAUUUUAUUAUCACUAAAAAUGAAACCGAGUCACAGAUGAUAGAACACUUAAAGGAGACUGCAGCUCGGGCCUUGAGUUCAUUGGAGGCAACGUUGACUGCUGACAGACAGCAACCAUCAACCCGACCGGAUGGAUCGCUUUUGGAUGCAGAGAUUCCACAGUCGCCUGAGAUGUCUCCCAUUCAACCAACCAAGGUUGCACAACUGAAGACAUCACUGAUAGAUUUGGAAGAUGAUGACCGCCCACUGCCAACUGCCCAGGUCUCCCAUACUGCAACACCUGCAAAUAAGUCAAGAUUAGUUCAAGUUUUGAAUGAAACAAGACAGGAAUGUGAGAAGUUACUACAGAAUUUACCAACGAUGCCUAUUCCUCAACCACAACAGCCGAAUAUGAAUCUGAACCAGCUGAUGACACCGACUACUGCCCAACAAGAAUCUGAACCACGACCGAUGCCAACCUCGACUAUACCCAUCCAUAAAUGGAAUAUUUACUUUGAUGGGACUGAUAGUGUGAUUGGAUUUAUAGAAGAGAUAGAGAGACUUGCUGAAUCCCGAAAGACAUCCUUAGAACAUGUGUUCGAAUCGAUUUACGAACUUCUGCGAAAGGAUGCCAAAGAUUGGUUCAUCCCCCGGAGGGGACUCUUCAGAAACUGGGACGACUUCAAGACUCAAUUAAAAGAGGCAUUCUUACCAGUCAACUAUGAAGAAAACCUACUGGAUGAAAUCAAGAAGAGGAUGCAAGGUCCUGAUGAGAAGUUACUACUGUAUGUCACCCGGAUGCAAAAUCUGUUCCAAAAGCUGACUUGUAAUCGUCCCACGGAGAGUGAACAGAUUCGACUGAUAAGACAGAGGUUAUUGCCAUCACUGCAACAGGCCUUGGCUUUCCAGGAGACGACCACCUACGAUGAACUCCUGAAAAAGGGAAAAGUUUUUGAAAUGGUUCAAUGGCAGAUGGGACAUUAUACCAAACCACCGGUUAAACCCAGCCUCAUCGAUGAACCACAUCUAACAUAUCAUCAACGUCGUCAACAGGACUACCCGGCCAACCUCUCUGCAAUUUCGGAGAAUACUAGACAACGAAACCACAGUACUCGUCAGGAAGCUCCCACAACAUCUCCAUCUCCGAAGAAGGGCCCGUCAAGACCGCUAACCACAGGCAGAAGGAUAGAAGACUGGAAUUGCUCAGUAUCCCCUGGACCAGAUCGUCCCCAUCUGCCCUCGAGGCCACCGGAAUACUCGACCAACAGAACAGGAAAUGCCAACACCUCCCAGGAUCGGAAUGGAUCACCACCGGAGCGAAGAGUGUCCUCCCAGACACAAUGCUUCAGAUGCGGGGGAUAUGGCCACCUACGUCGAGACUGCCGAAGGACACCGAAAAUGUUCUGCUCCCGAUGUCAACGAGAAAAUAUCCUCUCACGAGACUGCCCAUGUCCUCAAAACCGGAGAGGAACGACACCGUCAACUUCAGCGGGACUCCUAACUACAGUGAUUCCUAUCGUUAGCAACGACAGCUGGCCUCUGGUAGAAGUGCACAUUGAGGGAAAGUUAUUCCAUGCAUUGAUAGACACUGGUGCGGCAAAGAGCUGCUGUAGUCAGAGGGUGGCCCAGCUGUGUGAAAGAAAUGGAAUCAAGGGAGAAAAAUCAACGACUGAAGCUGUCAUGGUAGCGAAUGGACAAACUACAGCCAUACCGAAGAUGUAUCACCUUGGAAUGGUGAUAGCCGAUUAUGCCCUGAAGAACAUAGAAUUCUUACUUGUACCCAACUUACCAGUCGACUUAAUCCUGGGAAUAGAGAUGCUGAAGACAUACAACUUCUCCCUGGAUAUCAAGAACACAGAAUGUUAUCUGGAAGGACGACGGAUCCCCAGAGCUAAACAGGUUAGCCAAGAGGUCAUAGAGGUGCAGACUCCCGAAAAACACCUCCAGAACCGAAGAGGAUCCCACAACAUACUUGCUGAGAGCCCGUUGAGAAAUCCAUUGCCGACACUCAACUGUGUCCAACUGAAAGAAACAGGUAUGCAAUGUAAGUGGUACAAAAAUAAGUUUCAGGAAGUAGAGAAAGGACCAGAGCACUGCCCCGAGUAUUCCAUCAUCAAUGGAAGAUUGCACCGACACUUUUGGGAUUCAUCAGAUGCCAGGGAAGCUGGAACAGGCCACCCAUGGAAGCUGUGUAUACCCACCGAACAGAGGACCAAAGUACUGAAAGAAAACCACGACUCAGCCUUGGCUGGACAUCUGGGAAUAGCUAAGAUGAUUGCGAAGAUCUCGCGGAAUUAUUACUGGCCAGGUAUGUUUAGGGACAUUGCGAAAUAUGUCCGGAACUGCACUUCGUGCCAAAAGUUCAAAGUACCCCAACAGCAACUGGCAGGAAAGAUGCAACCUCGAAAGAUGGUGGAUGCGCCGUUCAAGGAAGUACCGGUGUUAAGGAGGAGAACAACGACGGAGAUGCGGAUGUCUAGAGCCCCCCAGAGCUCGGUAUCGUCAGUUAGAGGGAGAAAUUACCUAGCAGGAGUAGAGAGAGUGGUGAAGAGGACCACUACGCAAUCUACACAGACACCCCCGUUGUGCCAGCCGCGUACCAAUCAAACCACACCGGCCCCAAGGAGCGUUCGUAUUGUAGGUACGAUGGGAAAUAAAGUGUACCUAGAGGUUAGGCCCAACACUUGCUGGAAGUGCGGCAAGACAUGUCCCUCGCGGCAGGAGUGUCGAGGUCGACCACUCCUAUUCUGCAGCAGAUGUGGUUUGAUAGGUACGCAGACCAGGUACUGCGAAUGCGUAUCCAGGAAACUGGCCCCACGGCCGACAGCAACUAGGUUGACGCCAGAACAACUAGCCCUGCGUCCGUGUGCAAGAUGCACAGAGAGAGAAGCCACGCAGCGGAGAGAAGAGAGAGCAAGCAAAUGAGAUAGAAUUAAAAAAAAGAUACCGUUGUUUUUGUUCCAUACUCCUGUAAAACUGUAUAAAACCAUAUAGGGCCUAACCCAAUAUCUGAUAACAUUAUAUUCAAGACUAGUAGACUGAUUUUUAAUCUGUAAAUGUUGAUGAAACUGAAUAGUACAUAAUAAGUCAGUGAAUAUUAUACAAUAAAAACAAUUCCAGUCACUUGCCCCGAAUUUCAAAGGCCAUCAGAUAUAAAUUAGUAGUUUCACUGUGUAAUCUAUUUGAAGAAUGCCAUUUCUAAUCUCUUACUGUUCUGAUAAAUUACUGAAAUAUUCCGCAGUGUUACAGAUGAAGUUUUCUAAGAGGCUAGAUACUCACCGAUGAG